Messenger RNA from Suillus subalutaceus, 1227 nucleotides. RefSeq lists its product as uncharacterized. NCBI's taxonomy places the organism in Eukaryota, Fungi, Basidiomycota, Agaricomycetes, Boletales, Suillaceae. The transcript is spliced from 3 exons. The coding region runs from base 249 to 1043 and encodes 264 amino acids. The record is from RefSeq and is a predicted model, not a curated record.
AACUAAUCAAACAUAUAUUCAAUUUUUUCUAUCCCAGCGAGAGAGGGGAUCAAAAUCGUCCAGAUCAACCGCUGGUUGGGGACCUGAUCCCCUGCUAUGACCGCUCAGGUAAUGUAAUAGCUUAUCUUCCGGCCUCUGUGCAGACCACUCGGUCGUCACACGCUUUAAGUACUCCACACAUUCCAACGACUCCUAUCACACAUAAAAUUGUGCACUCCGCCUCAAAUACUCCGUUCCUCCCUCGACUCAUGAGACACCACUCCCAGGAGAUCUUUGAUCUUCGCACAGACACAAAAUACGUGUCACGCCGGCGUACCCGAAGUGCUAGUCCUUCUACAGCCCGAGCAAAUCGACGCCGCGGUCCAGAUCGACCAUCCGACUCUCUACGUCCCAAAUCUGCCACUGGUGACCAGAUCCUGUCAGAUGACCUGUGGGACCCAUGGCCGGACGGAGAUUUUGAAAGGUUAUUCACGUGGGAGGAGGUAGCAAAAACUGAUAAUCUCAGGGAACAUUGGGCUUGCCAGCCGGGAGGAGGAGACAAGUGGGGGUCAGAGUCGGCACUGACGUGGUCACAAGGCAAAAAGACGAGACGUGUUUGCUUGGGUGUCAUUACUUGUGACGAACCUACCUGUGAGGUGGUUACGCGUCCACAGACACGCAGGGCAGGCAUCAUGGGGCAACUGAAUGCAUCGUGCCGUUGUGGCGGGCAGCUCACACACGUCGACUGUGGUGUCAUGUCAGUGCUGUAUUCAUACAAAGGGGGCGUCUACUACAUUCACAAGGGCGUUCACCACCAUCCAAAGCAAACCCACAUCCUGCAUCUAUCCCGUGACGAGCGGGCGAGAUUUGAACAAAAGGUCUUCGAAAACCCUGAUGCUGGCCCUGGAGCAUUGAUUGCUGGUCGUCACAGCCUUACUGCGCUGCCGGUUGAAGAAGAGAUUGCGCCCGUGAAACGUCGCCCUUCACUGCCAGCUGAAGAAUGCGCACCAGUUAAGCGUCGACGUGCUUCAAAGAGGGUCCAAAGAGGGAGGAAGAGAAAAUAGUCAUUGGCUGAUGCGACUAGAAGUAUUGUAGAACACUGGCGCAUCAGUGGCCGCGUCAAGGCUCGUCAGUGCCGCGUCAGUUCCAAGAAAAUAACCAUUAGCUGAGGACUAGCUAGUAGUAUAUGUGCCUAUGGUGAAUAAAAUCAACGAAGGAAUGAUCAUGAACCCAUGCAACUUGAUGUGG